This is a messenger RNA of Schizophyllum commune H4-8, 846 nucleotides long. RefSeq lists its product as uncharacterized. The transcript has a single exon. Lineage: Eukaryota; Fungi; Basidiomycota; Agaricomycetes; Agaricales; Schizophyllaceae. The coding region runs from base 1 to 846 and encodes 281 amino acids. The record is from RefSeq and is a predicted model, not a curated record.
AUGCAUGAGCCGCCUGUAUUGUUGACUCCCUUGGUCCCGAACACCCAGAACCCCCACCUAUUCGAUGCAGCACUCUACAAGCGCGCGGCAGUUGAAUAUGCUCGUAUUGAGGAGGAAUACAAGCGAACUUGCAAGCUGCCCUCAGUGCCGCCUCCUGCCACAUCGACAAUGUCAGCAGAUGCGGACCCGGGAGGCGACAAGGCUCCCUGCAUCCCCCCUCCACCGUCAGAGCGCCUUCUUGAUGAUCCUACCGUCUGGCUCCUGAACAGUCGGUCCCUGCAGUCAAAACCAGCCCGCUACUGCGUGCAAGCCGAGUGGGCAGCCACGUACUGCUCUGCGGAGUUCCCCAUACCCGCCGAACAGCCAUGCCCAUCAUCAGAUGCACGAUCUGAAGACUCGUAUGCGCCCUCCGAGUACACAUUGGAUGCGGAGGAUGACAUGAGCCUUCCCUCGAAUGAUACCUAUGCCACCGACCGCUCUGCGCCCGAUUCAGAAUGGGAGAUUGACGAGGACAAGCUGGAGGUUUUCAAGCUCGAAGCUUUGCAGGCGGCGGAGUCCAGUUCUACAGCGCUGCUGUCCGCGCCUGAUGCGUUGCCGCAGACGUCUCUAGCCUCGCCCGCAUCCGAUGCGUCGCCGCAGGUGCCUCCAGCCUCACCUGCGCCUACUGCUCGCCCGAGUCUGUCGAUGCGUGCCGCCGAGCGCUGCGCGCGCAAGCGGAAGGCACAGAAGAUGAAGAAAGGAACCGAUACUGCUUUUGAGCCCUUCCUCUCUUAUCAGUAUCGCAAAGCUCCGACAGUCACUCAGGCAGCAGAACUACAAACUCACAUCAUGAACACCUAUCUAUGA